Messenger RNA from Suillus fuscotomentosus, 1857 nucleotides. RefSeq names its product Alpha/Beta hydrolase protein. Bases 1 to 1857 code for a protein of 618 amino acids. The transcript has 16 exons. Gene Ontology annotation, biological process: proteolysis. The record is from RefSeq and is a predicted model, not a curated record. Gene Ontology annotation, molecular function: serine-type carboxypeptidase activity. Lineage: Eukaryota; Fungi; Basidiomycota; Agaricomycetes; Boletales; Suillaceae.
AUGGUGUCUCGGUCGCACGCCUUUGUCUUCGCCACUGCUGCAUCUUUCAUUCUACUUGCAAAGGCACAACAGACCUCUGGCACUCCCCCAAGCAGCUGGCCUCAAGUGUACCCGGGAAUGCCGAAUGGUAGCUACAAUACGGAGUGGCAGGACUACUUCCAAGUGACCGAGAAUCUUCCAAAUGUUACAUGGUCCCUCCCUCGUAAUUGGGCAGGGAACAUUCCUGUUCAGAGAGAGGGUCAUCCUAACAAUACCUUGUUUUUCUGGGCAUUUGAGAGCGAAGAGGGUUCUUUCACUUCUGAUUCGACUGACGCACCAUGGGGUAUUUGGCUAAAUGGAGGACCCGGCUCAUCAAGUCUUGUUGGCUUAUUGUUUGAGAAUGGCCCAAUCAAUGUACAAAACGACUAUUCGUUAUUGGAAAACCACUAUGCAUGGAACACAGUGGCAGACUACGUCUGGAUAGACCAGCCAGUCGGCGUUGGGUUUGGAACUGCUGAUUCCACUGGUUAUAUUUUUGACGAAGAUCAAAUGGCGGCGGACUUCUUUGGGUUCUUGGAGAAUCUUGUCAAGGUCUUCCCCGGCUUGGCUAAGCGCCCAUUACACCUAACGGGUGAAAGCUAUGCUGGCAUGUAUAUAGCAAGUCCUUACAUAACGAAAGCUUACUUCGAGAUGGAGAAUCCGCCAGUUAUAUUGGCUAAGAUCGCUAUCGGAGAUGGCUCUAUUGCCUCUGGAGAAACAUUUGAACUCCUCCCGGUGCUUAGCGUCAUCGAGACAUAUCCGCAGGUGAUCGGGUAUGACACCGAUGUCUUUGAGUACUUCCGCGAACAAGAAGCGCUUUGUGGCUAUGAUCUUACCCUUGAAUAUCCCCAAAACGGACACUUCCCAACGCUGAAUUACACUCCUGGAGCCAACCCAUCUAGUAUGUCUGCAUCGAGGCGAUACAGAGCCCGACAAGGUCAAUUCUCCAAGAAGCUGUUUUUGGCCGAAAUGGAACAGAAGUACAAUGCACGUCUGGCAAAGCGGACCACUAGUCUGUCCAAACAUGAGCGCCUGCGUGCGCGGGAUGCUUGGAAACGUGAUUUAGCAGGCCGUGCAAAUGGCACCAUCGACGCAUGGUAUGGGUGCGAUGUUUACGAUGAGAUAUUGGAUUAUGCCAUCAACUUCACCUUCCCGUGGUCACUCAGUAAGGACUCUGGAGGGAUGUUCGACGUAUAUAAUAUUCCAGAUGCCCUAAACCCUGAGGCACCUAUGGAUGGGUCAGUUUUUUUGAACAACCCACAAACUCGCGCUGCUAUUCAUGCACCGACGAGCAUGGAUUGGGCAGAAUCCAUCUACUACCCAUUCGGCAACAACUUGGCCACGAAUGCCACAGCCCACAACGUCUCUGUUGUCAUAUUCUCCGGAAAUGAUGACUCCCUCAUUCCUCACCUUGGUUCACAAAUUACUAUCCAAAACACUACUUUUGGCGGGAUUCAAGGUUUCACGCGCAGACCAUCGACACCAUGGUAUGAUGACAAUGGCGAUUUUGCUGGUAUUGUGCAUCAGGAACGCAACUGGACUUAUGUCCUUGUUGACCACGCAGGCCACCUCGUGGGGUACACAAAUCCCCAAUCAGGUUUUGUCUUUAUCAGGGAGUUCGUCUUUGGAAACAACCAGACUGGGCUGGUCACCAACACUUCCUCGGGAUCUGCGACUGUCAUAGGUGGCGAGGUCUCUUCCCUGGCAAAUGAGAUUAUGACAGGACAGGCUGCCAUCUACUACGGCUCAGCGACUACCGAAUCCACAUAUUACUUCCCCACCGCCACAGUGCAGGCAUGGAAUGCAUAUAUUGCAACCGCUACCGGCACGCCUCUAUGA